Molecule: messenger RNA, 3718 nt
Organism: Nematostella vectensis (starlet sea anemone)
Lineage: Eukaryota; Metazoa; Cnidaria; Anthozoa; Actiniaria; Edwardsiidae
Product: deubiquitinase MYSM1
Exons: 14
Coding region: 153-3533 (1126 amino acids)
Biological process (GO): double-strand break repair
Cellular component (GO): BRISC complex; BRCA1-A complex
Molecular function (GO): polyubiquitin modification-dependent protein binding; metallopeptidase activity
Source: RefSeq, a predicted model, not a curated record
UGAUGACACUACCCACUUAGGGUUAGAAAAAAAAAAUAUCUGAAGGCAGCAUUAUGUAUUGAGUGUACUUCGGUGAAUUUCCGGUUUUCCCUUUUCUUAUACAGAAUGAGUCACCGCUGGUUUCACAUACCGUGGUCUCCGCCAAAAACAAAAUGGCGGCCAAAGAAGAGGAAGAAAUUGAUAUCGAAGGGCUUGAAGAAGAAAAUCAGUGGCCAGAUUUAAAAGAUGUUCUAAAUAACCCAAGCAGUAGUACCAUUAAAACGAAUGCACAAAGUCCUGGAAGUUCGUUUUUCACUGACUACUGUGACUCAAACUCAUGGAUUUUAGAAUCGAACUCGGUUUGGUCUUUAGAUAAUUGUGAUGAUGAAAAAAGCAGAGCAGCGAUUGAGAAGAUGAUAAUGGAGGAAGAGCUGUACUCUCAUGGUUAUGGCAGAAUGCUAGAAGUCCCUACUACCCCUGUUAUAGCUUCAGAAAUACCAACAUCAACUGCAAGAGCAAAAAAACCAAAGUUAAAGAAGCCAACUGUGGUGGAGGAAAGUCGCCCCUCACACCGGAAACCAUGGACCAAGGAAGAGCAGGAUUUGUUCAUGGAGGGUUUGAAAUUACAUGGGAGAAGUUGGACUCGAAUUGCUACCAUGAUACCAACACGCACAGUUCUGCAAGUAAAAAACUAUGCCAACCAGUAUUUCAGGAACAAGCAUAAAGUAGCUGUGCCAGCCAAGCAAGAAGACACUAGGACAUCAAGACCAAGCACUGCCACCACUGAUAGCCAAGAACAAAGUCACUGUGUAGGAAUAGGGAUGAGUCUCAUUGAUUCUGGGGCAUGUGUUCGUAUUGAAAACACUAGUGAUGAUGAGGAGGAAGUUGAUAUUGAUGGGGAUAUAGAUGUUAAUCCCUCACCAGUAGAUGGUGCAGCUUUCCCUCGGAGUGUUAAUGGAGGACUUGUUAAGGAGAAAGAAGAGGACAGCUAUAAUAACGAGAUCUCAUUGAGUGAGGAAGAUCCAACAGACGACCUAUCAUCUCAGUGUCUUACUGGGUUGUCUGCCAUGCCUAUUAGCCGUGCGGACACACAACUCAACUCUAUACAAUCUGACCAAUCAAAAGCUCAAAGCCUAACUAUAACGUCUGCCACAGAAAUCAACUGUGCAGACAACCACCUGACCUCGACUUCAUGUGAGCAAUCAGACGCCAACCACUUAGCACUGUUGUCUCUUUCCAAUGAUGAAACUCUCCAGUGCUUUGAUAACGAGAAAAUCAAUGAAAACAUUUCAUUGAAUGUGGACAGUCAUGAAUCGACAAAUUUGCUAACUGAAAAGGUGGAAACCAGUACUCAAAAAAGGGAACGAGAUAAUUUUGGCCAUGGUAAUUCGGGUGGCCUUGGUUUGCAUGUUUGUAGCCCUGACGUUAUCCAGCAGGAUAGCCUGACACCACGUGACAUACAAGGCGCCGGCUUCUCAUGUGAUGACCAAAGCCCUGUUGACACGAACUGCUCACGUGAUGACCAAAGCCCUGUUGGCACGAACUGCUCACGUGAUGACCAAAGCCCUGUGGACACCAGCUGCCCACGUGAUGACCAAAGCCCUGUUGGCACGAGCUGCUCACGUGAUGACCAAAGCCCUGUUGGCACGAGCUGCUCACGUGAUGACCAAAGCCCUGUUGGCACGAACUGCUCACGUGAUGACCAAACCCCUGCUGGCACGAACUGCCCACGUGAUGACCAAAGCCCUGUUGACACGAGCUGCUCACAAGAUGAUGAAAGUCCUGUUGGCACGAACUGCCCACGUGAUGACCAAAGUCCUGUUGGCACGAACUGCUCACAAGAUGAUCAAAGUCUUGUUGGCACGAUCAGCUCACGUGAUGACAAAACCACUGCUGGCACGAGCUACUCACGUGAUGAUCAAUGCCCCGUUGCAACCAAUGGGGAAUCAACUGUUGAGAUCUCAACAGGAACAUGUGAGAGGGGUUCGCAUGAACAAUCAGGUGAAAUCCUCGAUAUUCUUAACUUGAGGAUCAACCGAGAUGUCAUCCUUGACGUAGAAAAGGCCGCAAACAAGGAAUUCUUCAUGGGACGAUCCUUGAAAACCCCAGCUCGGUAUCUGAAAAUUCGAAACUAUAUACUAGACAUGUGGGAUAGGUGUAAACCGAGUUACUUAUUUAAGACCUCUGUAAGGUCUGGGCUACGUAACUGCGGGGACGUGAAUUCAAUUGGCCGGGUACACUCGUUCCUUGAAGAUGCUGAACUUAUCAACGUCGGUUGCCCAGAGAGGCCUAGGCCUAAGAUUCGUCACACGAGUGAGACUGAGCCCGACAAAGUCGAGAGUCCUGCCCCCAUUGAGUCAUGGGUAAACUUUUUGCGGCCUCGUAAGCGGCGCAUCCGUCACGACGAGGGAAACUGGGUCGAGGACACAGACACGGAGGGAUUCACGAUUGCUCACCUAAACGGAAAUGAAGGCGAGGAACAGCACAGUUACACCACCCCAAGGCCUGCAAUAGCGACACGGAAAACCAAGGUCCCAAGGACCAAGUCCUUUUACGAUCCUUUCAAGCUAGUGCCUUACCGAAACUUCCCGUCAAGCAGCGCGGAACCUUUCCACGUAGCCCUCCAAUCAGAUGCGCUGAUUGUGAUGGAUGUGCAUGCGCACUUAUCUACCACGGAGGUGAUUGGUCUGUUGGGAGGAACUUACUCACGUGACAAUCGAGUUUUGCAGGUGCUCCGCGCUACUCCGUGCAGAAGUCUUAGUACCAGCAUGCAAUGUGAGAUGGACCCUGUCUCGCAGACCCAGGCUUCGGAAAAGCUCGCCUCCAAAGGAAUGGCCGUGGUGGGCUGGUACCACUCACACCCGACAUUCGCGCCCAAUCCCUCUGUUCGAGAUAUUGAAACCCAAGCCAAGUUUCAGGAGUGGUUUGCCAAGGGAGGUGCGGCGUUCAUAGGCGUCAUCGUAAGUCCAUACAAUUACGUCAACACAUCCAACCAAUCGCAAAUCAAAUGCCUGACAGUUAGCCAGGAGUGCACAACCGCUGAGCAGCAAAGAGUGCCGUUCCAGUUUGACUAUGAGAUCCUGGAGCGGACUACGGACUCUGUGGACGUGGUCGGAUGCAUAAAUGAACUGGAGGCAGAAUACAGACACUAUGGCUUUCGCAUGCCAAUGACGCGUCGCUAUAGCAACUCCUCGCCCUUCACGGCUCUCGACAAGCUAAUGGACUCGAUUCGUGCUCGAUUCCGCGGCUCGGACGAUGACAAAGAAGACUUCAUUAGUGAGCUAAUGGAGCUCUUUUCAAACGACAACUGGGACAAUGAUCAUCACGAAGAAAAAAAGAACGAGGGGGCGAAUUACGAAGAGAUAAGGCAGGAUAUGAUGAUCAAGGACGGGACUUCUGGUACUGGUGCGGUCCUAUCGAGCGAUGACGGGCCCUUCGAAGAGAGCGCGGGGGAAGUCGGUAGAGAUGAGGGAACGUUCAAGGUAGACACAGGAGAUAGACUGAAAAGCGGAGACUUAGAUUCAAUGGCAGAAGCAGUGUUACAAAAUGGAUGAGAAAAAAAACCAUUGUACCAGAAUGCUUGACACGACCUUCAACAUUCAAAUUAUUAUUUAAAGAUUACACGUCAGAAAAACUGGCGCUUUUAUCGCUAUAAAUGGAGAAAUCAUACGAGUAAAUAUUAUUUAUGUAAGCUGGGAGAAGAAAUUUAAUUUUAUCAAUAAAUCAAUUGUAUUAUACA